Messenger RNA from Pyricularia grisea, 2166 nucleotides. RefSeq lists its product as uncharacterized. Gene Ontology annotation, biological process: ribosome-associated ubiquitin-dependent protein catabolic process; rescue of stalled cytosolic ribosome. The record is from RefSeq and is a predicted model, not a curated record. The coding region runs from base 1 to 2166 and encodes 721 amino acids. The transcript has a single exon. NCBI's taxonomy places the organism in Eukaryota, Fungi, Ascomycota, Sordariomycetes, Magnaporthales, Pyriculariaceae. Gene Ontology annotation, cellular component: RQC complex.
AUGUCAAGCAGGCAGUUACGGAAGUUGCGACAGCAGCAAGGGCUGGACCGACAAGAAACAUCUCAGGACGAUGUUUCGGACGACGAACCUAUCGCAAAGCCCCGCGCCAACCUCUUUGCCGGUUUUGCCUCUCUUGGCGACGAAGAUGAAGCCGAAGACGAAGACCCAGAGGAUGAGCCCGAGAGCAUAGCUGAGGUCAAUGGACCCCCGCCAGCAACAGCUGACAAAAAGAAGUCCAAGAAAAAGAAGAAAAAGAGGAAGGCCAAGAAGGAGGAGACCGAGGCAGCUGCUCCAGAACCAGAAGUGGAUGAGAUCGAUCGGGCUCUUGAGGAACUCAAGCUGUCAAAAGCAGCUGCUGGUUCCGAUGUGCAAAUGUCGGAGACGACUCAUAAUUAUGAGCGAGAGCUCGCCAACUUGCUCAGCAUCAACAUGACGCAUCUCAAAGUGAUUAACGAGAUGCGCAGCCUCUUUGGCCGCGAUGUCAUUCAGUCAGCCAAUACUGACAGCGACCCGCAAGCAAACCAGCCGCGGCGAAAUACGCGCCAAGCACAGCAAGCCGCGACACUUGAACAGUUUCUCAAAGGCAGGCCGGGGGAGAGCAUAUCAGACGUCCUUCUUCGAGGAAACCCGUUUGUGCAAGGAAAGGAACAUUGGCCAAAAGCAUCGGCUGGAGGCUUGACCAUGGAGAAGGUGGACGACCUCCAGGAUGGCACGACUGAGUACAAGUUCACGCAUGAUUCUACUUAUGCCGCCAUGGAAAGACUAUUCUUCGCUCUUGUGCAAAGGCAUGAUCCCAUGAUGCUCGUCCAGUUCCUAUACAGACACCCUUACCAUGUGUCCUCUUUGAUACAAGUUAGCAAAGUAGCCAAGCAAGACCAAAACUCUGCUCUGGCAGGAGACCUCUGCGAGAGAGCCCUGUUUACAUUUGGGAGAGUCACACUAUCUUCUUUCCGGAACAAGCUAAAGGAAGGUCGUGCAAGACUUAGUUUUCGCCGACCAGAGAACCGGCAGUUUUGGCUAGCCGCGUACAACUAUCUGAAAAGCUUGAUAAUGAAAGGGACAUACCGCACUGCUCUGGAGUGGGCAAAACUAUUCCUAGCGUUGGCUCCUGAGGAUCCUUAUGGAAUUUUGAACUUGAUUCCCUUACUUGCCAUUAGAUCGAGGGAGUCAAAAUGGUUCUCCGACCUUGUGAACCACGGACUAUUCUCUUCUAUCAUGGCACUAAACGUGCCAAACAGGGAGUACAUCAGACAGACCGUGGCACUGGCCAAGUUACAGCUCAAGGACGUUGAUGGAGCGAAAGAAGUCAUCGAAAAUGGUAUUGCCAGACUUCCAUGGCUGUACUGUUCACUCUUCAGUGCCUUGAACAUAGAUGCACCCAAGUCUAUAUGGGCUAUUCAACCAUUGAACCCUACUGAUCAGCUCUACACGGCGCUGCACAUCCACCAGUUCAAGGAUCUAUACAACAAUACGGAGGCCACAUCACUUUUGAAGGAUGUCGCAAACUCAGUACCACGACCUACAGACUUUGAGACUUUACCGGAGUCGGAUGAGGUCAGACAACCGAUUGCCAGGUUCGUGUAUCUCGAUAAUACACCAUCAAUCAUGGCGUUAGUACCGCACACACUGCUCCACGUGACGCCGAACUUUGAUUUCGACCCGAUUCCGCCGCCCGCCGAGGAGAAUGAUUUCUCGAAUGAGGAGCAACACCUACCUUGGCGCAACCAAGGCCCGGAAACAGAGGGCCGCAUGCGAGAUUUCAUCGACGCCCUCCAGGAGCUGGGCAACCCAGGCGCACAGUUAGCCCCCUGGGAUGCCGAGGGCGACGACUCAGCAGACGAAGGGGGUCGCGAGGAGGAGUUGAGAGACCAGGUCGAGGCGAUAAAUGCACUUUUACGGCAAGGGACUGAUGGCGCGCAGAACGUUCCGGCUACAUUCCUGCAAAGGUUGACCGAGCUGUUUCGAGGCGAGCAGCGGCCGACACCAACUCAUGAAAACCCAGAUGCCGAUUACGAAAAUGAAGCAUUCCCCGAGGAGUCGAUGCCUGGGCAGUGGCCUGAUGAUGACUCUGAUGACGAUGACGAGAUGCCGGCCGUCCACCCCUUGUUUGAGGAACCGGAGAGUAGGGGAGGGAACGGGCAAGAUCAAGCCAACCAACGUCCUUGA